Ziziphus jujuba (common jujube) is the source of this 2591-nucleotide messenger RNA. Its product is annotated as cellulose synthase-like protein E6. Bases 129 to 2363 code for a protein of 744 amino acids. Lineage: Eukaryota; Viridiplantae; Streptophyta; Magnoliopsida; Rosales; Rhamnaceae. Gene Ontology annotation, cellular component: trans-Golgi network; plasma membrane. The record is from RefSeq and is a predicted model, not a curated record. Gene Ontology annotation, molecular function: cellulose synthase (UDP-forming) activity; mannan synthase activity. Gene Ontology annotation, biological process: plant-type primary cell wall biogenesis; cellulose biosynthetic process. The transcript has 8 exons.
AUCAUUUUAAUUGAAACUAAAUUUGUUUUAGCAUGAAAAGUAAGCGUAUCACUCAGUGAAGAAACAAAACAUUGAUUAAAACAAAAGACAGAAGAAAAAAUUAUUAGACAGACAGAAGAAAUUAAAAGAUGGUGAGAGAGGGUGUGAUGGCAAAAGAUGAUUAUCUUCCACUUUUCGAAACCAAAUCAGGCAAGGGACUUGUCUCAUUCCGACUGUUUGCAGCUUCAACCUUCGCGGCUGUCUGUGUGAUCUUUGUGUAUAGGAUCAGCCAUAUGCCAUCAUCCAACAAAGAAAGAUGGGCUUGGAUUGGAUUGUUUCUUUCUGAACUUUGGUUCGCUUUCUACAACGUCAUCUCUGUCGUCCUUAGAUGGAACCCUGCCUACCGUAACACUUUCAAACAUCGCCUCUCCCUCAGAUAUGAGAAGGUAUUGCCGGGGAUAGACAUAUUUGUCUGCACGGCUGACCCCACGGUAGAGCCACCAAUCAUGGUUAUAAACACAGUGCUAUCAGUCAUGUCUUACGACUACCCACCGGAGAAGCUCAGUGUUUAUCUAUCCGAUGAUGGUGGAUCCGACUUGACUUUUUACGCCAUGUUAGAGGCCUCUCGGUUUGCGAAUCAAUGGCUUCCAUUUUGCAGAAAGUUCAAAGUAGUACCCAGGUCUCCUGAGGCUUAUUUUCGGACAACUCCUGAACCACACGAUAAUAAUACUAUCAUGGCCCAGAAGUGGACCUCCAUCAAGAAACUAUACGAAGACAUGAAGACAAGAAUUGAAAGCACCACAAAGACAGGCCGAAUUUCAGAAGAGAUACGCAAAGAGCACAAGGGUUUUCUGGAGUGGGACUUUGUUUCCAGCCGACGUGACCAUCAAACUAUUCUUCAAAUUCUUAUUGAUGGAAGACAUGCCAAGGCUGUGGAUUCUGAAGGACAACCUUUGCCUUCUCUUGUAUACUUGGCACGAGAGAAAAGGCCUCAAUACCACCACAACUUCAAAGCAGGAGCAAUGAAUGCACUGUUAAGGGUGUCAUCCAGGAUAAGCAAUGCUCCAAUAAUUCUUAACGUGGAUUGCGACAUGUACUCAAACGAUUCAGAGUCGGUUAGAGAUGCUCUAUGCUUCUUGUUGGAUGAAGAGAAGGGCCGUGAGAUUGCUUUUGUUCAGUUUCCACAAGUCUUUGACAACCUCACCAAGAAUGAUGUUUACAGCAGCUCCUUGCGUAUUCUAAGCAAGGUCGACCUUCAUGGAUUUGAUCGUUAUGGAGGACCUUGCUAUAUUGGCAGUGGCUGCUUUCAUAAAAGGGAAUCUCUUUGUGGGAAGAAGUACAAUGACAAGGCAUGUCAAGAAGACUUGAUGAGCAACAAGCUUGACAUUAUAAAGAAUGAAGAAGAUGCACAGGUUUUGGAAGGAAUAUGUAAAGUUCUUGCAAGUUGUAGCUAUGAAGAAAACACUCAAUGGGGAAAGGAGAUGGGCUUGAAGUAUGGUUGCCCAGUGGAAGACAUUUUAACAGGCUUAUCAAUACACUAUAGAGGCUGGAAAUCUGUCUACUUUAAUCCAGAGAGGCCGGGUUUCUUAGGAGUCGCUCCCGUAACUCUGCUUCAAUCACUUGUACAGUUUAAGAGAUGGUCCGAAGGAGAUUUUGAAGUCUUUCUAACACAUUGUCCUUUCUUGUACGGACACAACAAAAUUUCACUUGGACUUCAAUUUUCUUAUUGCAUGUAUUUGCUAUGGGCUCCAACCUCCUUGGCCUCACUCUACUAUGUUACUGUUCCAUCGCUUUGCCUGCUAAGAGGAAUCUCUUUAUUUCCACAGGUUUUGAACCCAUGGGUGAUACCAUUUGUGUAUGUGUUCUUUGGCAACUUUGCAUACAGCCUUGUUGAAUUCAUACACCUAGGAGGGACAUGCACAGAAUGGUUGAAUGAUACAAGGAUGUGGGUUUAUAGAAGAACAACUUCCUUCUUGUUUGGAUUUUGUGACAACAUAAUCAAGUUACUGGGAUUCUCAAAAUCAGCCUUUGCCAUCACUGCAAAGGUGGUGGACGAGGAUGUUUCCGAGAGAUACGAGCAAGAGCUUAUGGAGUUUGGUACUACUUCUCCAUUGUUUACCAUUUUGGCCACACUGGCAUUGCUCAAUGCAUUCGUUCUUGUUGGGGGAAUAAAAAGGCUGCUGAUCUUGGAGGAUCCGAAUAUUAAUUUGGGUCAAAACCCAUUUAAUAUGCAGAUUAUUCUAUGUGGCCUUUUGGUUUUCAUCAAUUUGCCACUUUACCAAGCUUUCUUCUUGAGGAAGGACAAAGGAAGAAUGCCUUCCUCAGUAACAAACAGGUCAAUAGCCUUUGCUCUGGCAGCUUGUUUAGCAGCCCUUCAAUAUUAGAAUGUUUAAUGACGAAUAAAAAGCAAAAUUUGUCUUUUUAAUUGUAACUUGAUUAGAAUUACGUUUGUUGUUGCUACAAUUAAUGAAUAAGUGUUUGCAUUUUUUUUCUUAGGAUGAUUGCUUGUAUCAAUCGAGGUACUCUAAGCUAGUACCAAAAUAAAUAAGUAAACAAUAAAGAUAAAUAUUUGUGCUAGUUAUUAAUUAUGGAAUUGAAAGGUAUUUUACAUC